Molecule: messenger RNA, 2733 nt
Organism: Acytostelium subglobosum LB1
Lineage: Eukaryota; Evosea; Eumycetozoa; Acytosteliales; Acytosteliaceae
Exons: 2
Coding region: 1-2733 (910 amino acids)
Biological process (GO): tRNA modification; alanyl-tRNA aminoacylation
Cellular component (GO): mitochondrion; cytoplasm
Molecular function (GO): ATP binding; nucleic acid binding; alanine-tRNA ligase activity
Source: RefSeq, a predicted model, not a curated record
AUGAAUCAGUUCAAGCCAAUCUUCCUCGGACAGGCUGACCCCCGCAGCGAGCAGGCCAAGCUGAAGCGUGCCGCCAACAGUCAGAAGUGCAUCCGUGCCGGUGGCAAGCACAACGACCUCGACGACGUCGGCAAGGACACCUACCAUCACACAUUCUUUGAGAUGCUUGGUAACUGGUCGUUUGGCAACUACUUCAAGCGCGAGGCCAUCACAUGGGCCUGGGAGCUGCUGACCGAGGUCUACAAGCUUGACACUGCACGCAUCUACGCCAGUUACUUUGGCGGUGCCCCCGACAAGGGACUCGAGCCAGACAAUGAGGCCAAGGCCAUUUGGUGCGAGUUCUUGCCCGCUGACCGCGUGCUGCCCUUUGGCAUGAAGGAGAACUUCUGGGAGAUGGGCGACACUGGUCCCUGCGGUCCAUGCUCAGAGAUUCACUUUGACAAGAUCGAGGGCAGGACUGGCUCGCAACACCUGGUCAACGCUGACGAUCCCACCCUCAUCGAGAUUUGGAACUUGGUGUUCAUCCAAUACAACCGCGAGGCUGACAAGUCGCUGAGACAGCUGCCCGCCAAGCACGUCGACACUGGCAUGGGUCUCGAGCGUCUCACCUCGAUCAUUCAAAAGGUUGGCACCAACUAUGACACCGAUGUGUUCAUGCCCAUCUUUGCAGAGAUUCAGCGCGUCACCAAAUUCUCCCAACCAUACGGUGGCAAGGUCGGCAAGGACGACCCCAACCAGGUGGACAUGGCCUAUCGUGUCAUUGCCGAUCACAUCCGUACAUUGACAUUCUCUUUGGCCGACGGUGCCGUACCCAGCAGCGAUGGCAGAGGUUCAGUGUUGAGAAGAAUCCUGCGUCGUGCCAUCCGUUAUGGCAAGCAGAAGCUCAAUGCCCCAUCGGGCUUCUUCCAUUGUCUCGUGGACGUUGUGUUGCAGAACUUUGGCGACUUCUUCCCCGAGCUCAGAAAGCGUCCACAGCACAUCAUCUCAGUGAUCGAGACCGAAGAGAAGAUGUUUGAGCGUACAUUGGACAAGGGAAUCAUCGAGUUUGAGAACAUCGCCAAGAAGUCCACCAACGGCGUCAUCUCUGCCAACCACGCUUGGUACCUCUCGUCGUCGUUUGGUUUCCCCAUCGAUUUGACCACACUGAUGGCCGAGGAGAAGGGCAUGAAGGUCGACAUUCAGGGCUACGAAGCCCUGUCCGAGAAGUUGGCCGAGGAGAACCGCAAGCGUCAGAAGGAGAAGAAGAACGAGCUCACCUUGAACGCCGAGCCCAUUUCUAUCCUGCAAAAGAUGGACGUGCACCCAACCAAGGACCAGUACAAGUACGAGCAGAAGGAGGUUCAGACCGUGGUCAAGGCCAUCUGGACAGGCAGCGAGUUUAUCAACUCUCUGGUCAACGCCAACAAGAAGAUGGUUGGUGUCGUGUUGGAGAGCACCAACUUCUAUCCAGAGCAGGGUGGUCAGAUCUUUGAUAUCGGUAACAUCAACUUUACCGACACACAAAACACCGCCUUCCAGGUCACCGACUGCAAGGUGUUUGGUGGCUACGUGCUGCACAUUGGUUACAUCUCAGACGACUGCGCCGAGCUCAAGGUUGGUGAUCGUGUCGAGACCACCGUCGACUACACCCGUCGCAUCCCCAUUAUGUCCAACCACACCUCCACUCACAUGGUCAACUUUGCCCUGCGCAAGGUCGUCGGCGAGAACGUCGACCAGAGAGGUUCAUUGGUUGACCAGACCCGUCUCCGUUUCGACUUCUCAAUCGACAAGUCGCUCAACAAGGACCAGCUGGUGCAGGUGGAUGCCAUCGUCAACGAGCUCAUUGCCAAGCAACUGCCCGUCCACAGCAAGGAGGUCGAGCUGGACAUGGCCAAGAAGAUCUAUGGCCUGCGCGCUGUCUUUGGUGAGGUCUACCCCAACCCAGUGCGUGUCGUGUCUGUUGGUGUCGACGUCAACGACCUGAUCACCAACCCAUCCAACCCAGACUGGGCCAACUACUCGAUCGAGUUCUGUGGUGGCACUCACUUGACCAACUCCAAGGAGGCCGAGUUCUUCACCAUCGUCUCUGAGGAGGCUGUCGCCGCCGGUGUCCGUCGUAUCUUUGCCGUCACUGGAUCAGAUGCCUCGGUGGUCUUUGACAACAACAGGAAGUUGGAGGACCUGUUCAACGAGGCCAAGAAGCUCACUGGCAAGGACCUCAAGGACAGCGUGCCAAAACUGCUCGCUCUGCUCGAGUCACAUCAGUUGUCCGCCUCCAAGAGGAUCGAGCUCCAGGCCACUCUGAACGAGGUUCAGAACGAGGUCAAGAAGUGGUUCAAGGUGCAGGAGCAACAACAACUCACCGACGCCAAGAAGGUUGUCACCACCAUUAUCGAGCAACUCAAGGAGAGCAAGGCCCCAGUCUUUGCUGGUGAGAUUUCUCUUGGACUUAACAACUCUGCCAUCACAGACUUGAUCAAGGAGAUCCAGACUGCUUGCCCAGACACUGCCGUGCUGUUUGUCAGCCCAGACGAGGAGAAGAAGAAGGUGUGUGUGCUCUCGAUCGUCCCACCAAAGUCAACUGCCGCCACAAAGGGAUUGACUGCCAACUCAUGGGUGGUCAAAGUGUCUGAGGUGCUCGGUGGCAAGGGUGGAGGCAAGGUUGAUGUUGCCCAGGGUGUUGGAUCAUCAAUCGAGAAGGUCGACGAGGCCAUCCAGCUUGCCAAGUCAUUCGGUGAGAAGUUGCUGUUGUAA